CUGAGCCUCGCACUCUUGCUUGCGAGGAACGUCCUGGCAAAGCUCUUUGUUAGCACGUGGGACGCACAAUGCAAGGCUGCCCCAAGCGCUGGUGCUGCCCCUGGUGGCGGUGGCGGUGGCAGUGGCGGUGCUGCUGAGUGCGACGGAGCGACCGUUCUGAGCUCGAGCGCAACCACAGGUCCAGGUGUCGCUGGUCUGCCUCCUCUGUCCAAGGCCAAGAGCAAGGGCAAGGGCAAGGGCAAGGACAAGGGCAAGAGCAAGAGCAAGAGCAAGGACGACCGAACCGCCGGUGCUGCGGGACUGUCAACCGGAUCUCAUACGAUGAGUGACAGCGCUGCCACACCUGCCGCUUCAACCUCCGCUUCAACCUCCGCAGCAGCCCCAGCCACGAUGACUGCAUGGACGCACGAUACUCGCUCGGGUGCAGCUCUGCUCGCGAAGCUUCCGCCAAAAAUCUGCGAGAAACAGCGUCCCGAGAUUGCCAAGGGGAAGCCGGAAACCUGGAACAUUACUGUGCUUGGAUCCAUCAUCCUGAACGUGUUGCCGCUCGGCGAGAUCGAUCGCAGUGCAGUCCGCGAGAUUGUCAAGUAUCGCAACGACUUUGCUCAUGCCACGGCGUCUGAGAUUACGCCGCUCGAGUACGCGAGAAUCCGCGACGGACUGCGCGCAGCCCUCGUCGACAAACUGGCCACGGAUGCCACCGAAUUCGACGCCUGCUUCAACGAAACACUGCACAGAGUGUCGGCGCCCGCACCAGACGCCGUCGCGGCUGCAGAGCGCGAGAAGGCUACUGGCAACGAGCUGUUCAAGCAAAAGGCAUUCGACGAAGCCAUCAAGUGCUACACUGCAGCCCUCCUUCAAGUCGAGCAUUAUCCGUUCGAGCUUACUGCAAUCCUCCUGACCAACCGCGCCACGGCUCAUCUGAAACUCGCACAUUUCGUCGAGGCCAAGCAUGAUGCCAAGCGUGCGCUUCUGCAGGGCACGCCGGCGUUCAAGGCACACCUCCGUCUGGCAGAGGCGUAUCUGAAGUGUGGCAAGCACACCAAGGCCUGCAAGCACGCCGAAUGCGCGUACAGUGGCUUCCAGCCGGGUACUGCCGAGAAUCGCGUGGCACGCGAGCUGCUCGACAAGUGCCGCCUUGAGCGCGCCGCAAUCGAAAUUGGAGAGGAUGAGCAUUCCGCCUAUUCCUGUGCAUUUCAAAAUGCCGCCGAGUCUCCGUUCCGCCAGCGAGAAGUGGCCCGAGUGGGCGGCCAGGCGAAUUUCGAUGCACUACAACGACUUGCUGCAUCGCUCGGGACUUCGACCGCUGAAUCGUCUGAGCUACCCUCGUCCUUUGUAACGGAGCUCCAGUUGAAGGUGCAAGCACACAAGUUGCGAGAAGAUGGCAAGUCUGCACAGGCCUAUCCACUCUUCCUGCGUCUGGCGCAGCUUGGCAACGCGGUUGGCAUGUACUACGUUGGUGUUUGUCUAAUGAAAGGGCAAGGAGUUGCUCAAGACAUUGCGCAAGCAACUACCUGGUUUGAGAAAGCGACGCAAGUCCCGAUUCGUGAUGACGAGUUGUUCAAGGACCAAAAGAUUGAGAUUGGGGCCGCUUUUGUUGCGCUCGGCAACAAUCACUUCAAUGGUAUCGGCUGCUCCAAAAAUUUACGCUCGGCGUUAACCUACUACCAGCGCGCUGCCGCUCUCGAGGCGCCCACGGGCUACAACAUGCUUGGCCUGUAUCACCGGGAGGGCUUUGAUGAAUCGCCCAUUAAUCUCGCUCUCGCGCGAGAUUACUUCCGCCUGGCGGCAGAGGGCGGCUGCACGGAGGCCAUGAACAACAUGUGUAUGCUACUAAAACACAACGUGGGCCUGUUGGAACGCGCAGCACAGUGGGCAGACACGGCCCGAGCUUUCGGCGUUCCUGAAGCUGCGGCCUUGGCAUCGGAGAUUCGAUCGACUAUUCAACGAUUUCCCACGCUGGACGAGCUGGAGGCCAUCGCCUCGCCGACUGUCUACCUGAGCAGUCUGAUCAGUGCCAAGCGUCAGCUGAUCGCUGCGAUCGAUGAAUUUCGCAGGAACCCAGUGACAGCCGACAGCACGCGUCGACUCAUUUCGUUGGCAGCGAGUGCCAAGCGCACCGUUGACGGCGAGCUUGUUUGUGAUCCGGAAAGUGCGGCAGUCCUUCGAGUCAUUCUCGAGCAGUCGCAUCCAGACGAGACCUUGGAACAUGACAGACGUACUCUGCAGUCUGGCACAGGGGUUAAGUACGCGAUCUCCGCUGCCAACCAAUACGAGGAGGACAGCUUCUUCAACCUGCGAGCCGGCUGUCUACUGAUGUAUGAUUCCUCAUACGAAAGCGUGGAGAAGGGGCUUCUCUACCUGCGCCGCGCCUUCCAGCUCGUGGCCACCCGUAGCGAGAACGACCUUGAGCGACUUGACGUGACAUACUUACUGGGCGCUGCGUAUCGGAUUCUUGACAAACCCGAGCAAGCGCGCAAACUCUUCAUGCAAUUUCUCGAGCACAAGCACGUUGGUCAUCGUAAAGUGAGCGAAGCGUACUUUCAGCUGGGAAUCCUGGCUCUUAUGCGCCAUGAUUCUGUCGAGCAAAGUUGUCGUGAAGCGCAAACGCUCCUCGAUCUGGGCAUUGCGGCACAGCACACCUUGCCGGGAUUUCUGCAGCCACGCCACAAGGCACCCAUUUGUGAGAUGCUCGAGGACCUUUUGGCCAUGUACGCCAAGCGGCACCCUGCCGCCCGACGAGUCAUCCCCGUCCCUCAAGAGGGCGGCCAUGUGUUGUCGGGGCCUCGUGAUCCUGAAGCCCUAAUGUCGCGUGGUCUCUCAUCCAAGGUCCUUGAGGUCUGUCGCUCGCAGCGCUUGAAGUGGUUGAGGCAGAUCCGCCACGACAUGAACGAAGUAUCGAAGGCGAGAACUGAUCCUCGCAAGUCCGUGGCCUUUUUCAGACAAACAACAACGCCUGCCUCCGUCAGCGAAAAAGUCACUCCUGCUGAAACCUUGCCCCUGUCACCGAUUCAAAUUGACGAGAUGUUUCUCCCUUGCGUCGAGAGGCUUUAUCACAACCGUGUCGUUGAGUGCGUGAUUGUGGGGAGCGGCUUUCGCGUGAUCUCCGUCUCGUUUAUUGUCGAAGACUCAUCGCGAGCUCCGGCCAUAUUUAACAUCUACAACCUCUCCAUGGAGCAGGAGAGGUUGCUUGUGCCUGGCCGAGUUAUCAAGAUCAUUUCUCCGUUGGCACGUGUGCCACAGUCGGGCCCGAUGUGCAUUCGUGUCGAUGACCCUCAGCACCACCUGAUCAUCGGUGAUCACAUCCCGCUGUGUUGGUUCUGCCUCAAGCAGCAAGAACCCUCUCUACUCAAGGCGUGCGGACGAUGCAAGCAGGCGAAGUACUGCUCCGAGACGUGUCAACGAAGCGACUGGCAGACGAACGACCACAAGUUUUUAUGCACGGCGUCCACCCGUUGA
Molecule: messenger RNA, 3459 nt
Organism: Capsaspora owczarzaki ATCC 30864
Lineage: Eukaryota; Filasterea; Ministeriida; Capsasporidae
Exons: 2
Molecular function (GO): protein binding
Source: RefSeq, a predicted model, not a curated record